Messenger RNA from Oppia nitens, 866 nucleotides. RefSeq names its product prenylated Rab acceptor protein 1-like. Lineage: Eukaryota; Metazoa; Arthropoda; Arachnida; Sarcoptiformes; Oppiidae. Bases 108 to 800 code for a protein of 230 amino acids. Gene Ontology annotation, cellular component: Golgi apparatus. The record is from RefSeq and is a predicted model, not a curated record. The transcript is spliced from 2 exons.
UAAUUGGUCGUAAUAUAUGUUAAAUCAUUGGUUGUAUUGAAUGUAAAAUAAUACAAAAUAUUAUCAAAAUCACCGAAAAAGUGGUCACAAAUUGAUGAUAUAAAGCAAUGUCGACAACUGUGGACCCGAGCGCCACGUAUGGCAAUAGUGGCCAAUCAUUGGACGCGUCAUCACCAAUAACCACAUCAUCAGCCGAUACGUUGUCAGCGGACAAGCAAUCAGUACCACUAAUGAUGGAACCGAUGGGCGAAUUGGACGGCGCUAUCAAUAGUCUGGCCGUUAGUGCCAAAUAUAAUUUGACACAAAUGUCUCCGAAACAACUGUUGUUCAGCCGAUGGGCAGUCAUGAAGAGUUGGGGGUCUUUCGUAGACACGAACCGAAUGCAAUUUCCGACGGCUAUUAGUCAGUGGUCACGGCGUUUGGUGCGGAAUCUGCAACACUUCCAAAGCAAUUAUAUGUGUGUAUUCAUCAUAUUAUUUAUAUAUUGUAUCCUAACGUCACCACUACUACUACUGGCCCUCUCGGCCUCCUUCGGUGCCGCGUAUAUACUGACCCUUAAGAAUGCCGAACGACCGCUCAAGUUCUUUGGCCGUCGUCUAACAUUAGGCCAGCAGUACCUGUGUGUGGCCGUCGUCUCAUUGCCGCUCUUUUACAUAGUAGGCGCCGGUUCGGCCGUCUUCUGGGUUAUCGGUGCCUCACUCUUUGUCAUUGGACUUCACGCCAGUAUUUACGCCAUCGAAUCGGUGGACACCGACUCACUCGAUGGACAACCUUUUAAUUAUGGCAUACAAAGUGUUUGAUUCAAAACACUUGAUUACAUAAUAUUAUUAUAAACGUUAAAAAUUGAACUGAAUUUCCAAUAAUAA